AUGAGUCUUGUGACGAAUCCGAGGAACAUCAUUAUUGAGAAAAGCGAUCUCUUUGACGACUCUUCCGAUGCGGGCAGCAGGAGCGAGGAGGAACGCAUUCUUGAAGCCCUUCGUGAGAUUCGGGGAGCGGAACUCAAAUGUGAGAGGAACAACGUGGAUUUGAGGGCGCGAGAGGUGUCGCAACGAUUCAGUGAAUUCGCACAAGAGAAAGAACAAGAAAGAGGAGGGAAGGAUCAGUUGCGACGUAAUAAACCACCGCGCUGUACGCCCGAAGCGGUGGAGCGCAUAAAUCAUUCUACUGUGGCCUCCAGAGCGAGAUCGCAAAGGAAGUACGUGGAUCAGUUGAAAGAGAUCCAAAGGCAGAAGAGUUCACCGUCGCCGAGGGCGAUAUCUCCCACAGCGACGAAAGCGGGGUUGCGCCUUUACGCGGCGGCGGUGGGAUGUCAGAGGCGUCUUGAGAAAAUGCGGGAAGAGCGGGAGAAAUUGAAGAGAGAAAAUGAGGAAAAAAUAAAAUUUCAACCACGGAUAUCGACUCUUGCCAAACGGCUUUGGAGCUCGGGGUACGUUCCACCUCACGAGCGCUUUAAUCGCACGAAAGAAAAACUCGCCCAAAACAUUCUUCUUCGAGAGCGAGAAAGAAUGGAUCGCGUCAUGGCGGGGUGCACAUUUCAUCCUACGCUAGCAGAAAACUCGGCAAAAAUGGCAGUGUUGCAGCGAAAGAAUGAACCCUUUAGCGAUGUGGGGGAGCGUUUGUUUUUUGAAGGGGGGCGCCGCCUGAUAAGGCAGCAGCUUCGACAACGAAUUUUGGAGCAAAAGGCGGAGAAUGGUCUGAUUGGUGACUUUCAGAUUUCAAACGAGGCUGCAGAAGAGUUGGCCUUGCGGUUGUGGAAGUGGCAAGAGACCUCCAACCGUAACCGGGAGCAUAUGCAACGCGAGUAUGUUCAACGUGUAACGCAACCCUUUUCGCCAAGGUUGCGCUUCACGCAGCAGUCAAAGCAAGGCCGACGCAGCAGCGGCAGCAGCAGCCGCACUCAUCAGCCAUUAUUUGCAUCCUCUUUCCCGUCUGAGAACAACGUCGUGGGGCGAAUUCCAGGGGAUGAAAUUCGUAAAAUCCGUUGCCGUGCACUCUUCCGUAAAUACGCCUCCUCUGAGAAUUCCGCCUCCGUUCAGUUACAGGAAGUGAAGAGACAGGUACGCGAAUUAUUCCCAGAGGAUUCUGGUAUUGUUGCGGCAUUGGCUUCUAAUUUUAGCGGCACAGAGGAGAUCAGUAUGCCAGCUUUCGUGGAGAGUCUUAUGCGGUUCGAGCUUUUGCAUGGGCCACAGCGAUGGGGAAAUCCGAGGUGGGACUACGUCACUUCGGUCUCUGAUGAGCCGCCAGUUUUAUUUUCGCAGCCUCCUUCUUUAGCUCUGUGCCAGGAAGAGGCAACAGACAUGCCUUUUCGGAAAUUGAGACGAUCAAAAUCAAAUUGUGCACCCCCUUUGGAGAGGAAAAACGGGACAGUGAAAAGGGAUCUUAUCCCACGUUGCCAUUCAGCCUACCGGCGGUCAUCAUCUGCGAGUGCAUGCGGGCAUUCGUCAGGAGGAGUCCGCGACAGUUUUAGGGGAUACGAGCGGUGUCACCAGCGGGGCGAAAGAUCUGUGACACGAUCGACGACGGUACAGAAGGUUGGGGAACGAACGGCCGAAUUGGGUGCUGCUGAGAAGGGGAGCCGAUUGCUGGGGCGACGUGAAGCCGUACCACGCCAAAAGCCGGAAAAAUCUCCUGCAAGAGACCGGAUUGCCCCGCGCGAGGUGCCCAAAGCACGUCAUUCACAGGAACGAUCCUCGAGUCCGGAAAGUGUGGAGGUGUCGAGUAUCACCGAGGAAUCUGACAGCACACCGGAUAUGAAACAGCCGGGGGAGGUUGUGGCGGAGUUGGAAGCAUUGAUUGCCAAACCUUUUGAGAGUUCUCCUGCGGCUUCGCCGAUGGCAUCAGGGAUCCAACGUGCCUGUGCUCCCCGUGUGGGUGUUGUUUCUUCUCUACCCUCCCCGCUGAGAAGAAGCAUGCAUAAAGUUUCUUUUCCUUGUACUACACGUGAUGAGUGCCACUCAACGGUGAAUGAGGGUCGCGCAGCCCAUCAAAAGCUUCUCAAAGAAGUGGAAGAAGUACUUGGUGUGGGAACUGUUUCUGUGGCAAUAGAUUAA
This is a messenger RNA of Trypanosoma cruzi, 2184 nucleotides long. RefSeq lists its product as uncharacterized. The transcript has a single exon. Lineage: Eukaryota; Euglenozoa; Kinetoplastea; Trypanosomatida; Trypanosomatidae. Bases 1 to 2184 code for a protein of 727 amino acids. The record is from RefSeq and is a predicted model, not a curated record.